Messenger RNA from Arvicanthis niloticus (Nile rat), 1073 nucleotides. RefSeq names its product stress associated endoplasmic reticulum protein family member 2 (gene Serp2). NCBI's taxonomy places the organism in Eukaryota, Metazoa, Chordata, Mammalia, Rodentia, Muridae. The record is from RefSeq and is a predicted model, not a curated record. Gene Ontology annotation, biological process: endoplasmic reticulum unfolded protein response. Gene Ontology annotation, cellular component: endoplasmic reticulum.
AUGCCCCGCAGCGUUCGAUCUCAGGGCCGGGACACCCUGGGCCACGGUGCCCUUGUCGGCGCGCGGCGCUGUAGCAGCGCCCGCCUCCCGCUUCCCGCCUCCUGCCUCGGUGGCCGCGCAGGGUGGGAGUCGAGAGCAUCCCCAGGCGCCCAAGCCAUGGUGGCCAAACAGCGGAUCCGGAUGGCUAACGAGAAGCACAGCAAAAACAUCACCCAGAGGGGAAACGUAGCCAAAACCCUGAGGCCACAAGAAGAGAAAUAUCCUGUUGGGCCAUGGCUGUUGGCUCUGUUUGUUUUUGUUGUCUGUGGCUCAGCUAUCUUCCAGAUCAUACAGAGCAUAAGGAUGGGCAUGUGAGAGGGCCAGGAUGGUGUACGCUGCUGCCCUCCUGCUGGCAGGUGAAGGACCACUGAGGCCCGCAGUGGGUCUAUAGGAAGCAAACAAGCCAUGGGUGAUAGAAAGGAGGUCCCCUGUUCCCUUCCACUCCAUGGUGGAGGUCAGACCAAAUUGCCUUCUCACAGGACAUCUCCGUGCAUCUGUGUCCUCCAGCGGAAAGGACUCUGCUCUUCUGUUGGCUGAUCGGAAGUCACGUGGGGGGACCGGGCGGCUGUGCUGUCUGUCUGGUUCCCGGGUUUCACUGUGGUGUGCAUGUGGCCCUCUGAGCGACCACCCCUUUAAUCCUGCCAAUCAGUCUCUUCUGUGUCAGGAAUUGAUUUUACAAAUAAAUGUCUUCAUUCAACCUAAAUACCAUGUGCGAGUUACAGAGCGUAACACAAACAGCAGAGGAGCCGAAGAGGGACUGGACCUGGCGGGUGAGAACUGGGUUAGGCAGUGGGUUUUUACCAGGUUCCCACCCUGACUUGACACCAUUGCCUGAAUGCAGUGAUAGGCAGCUCUGAUGGUUUUUUUUGUUUUUGUUUUUUGUUUUUUUUUUUUUUUUUUUGACACACUUGACUUGUUUUUAAAAGUGUUCCUAUAUACUUGUGUAUGUAUGAAUUUGGAUAUGUAUUUAUCUCUUGUUUGGGUUUUGUUACUUCUUUCUUCAGUCAAAAAAAAAGGGCGCCUAUAAUGUGUGU